Molecule: messenger RNA, 960 nt
Organism: Plasmodium malariae
Lineage: Eukaryota; Apicomplexa; Aconoidasida; Haemosporida; Plasmodiidae
Gene: ARFGAP
Product: ADP-ribosylation factor GTPase-activating protein, putative
Exons: 1
Coding region: 1-960 (319 amino acids)
Biological process (GO): COPI coating of Golgi vesicle
Molecular function (GO): GTPase activator activity
Source: RefSeq, a predicted model, not a curated record
AUGAAUUCUGCCGCUAUAGAAGUUAUAAAUAAAUUAAAAAAAGAAGAUGAUAGUAACAAUAAAUGUUUUGAUUGUGGGAUAUCAAACCCUGACUGGGUAUCAGUAAAUCAUGGAAUAUUUUUGUGCAUUAACUGUUCAGGUGUUCAUAGAAGUUUGGGAGUACAUAUAAGUAUAGUAAGGAGUAUAAAAAUGGAUAUAUUUACAGAUGAACAAUUAAAAUAUAUGGAUAAAGGAGGUAAUAAAAAAUUCCAGACAUAUUUAGAAAAUUAUGGUAUUAAUGAUUUUAUUCCAGAAAGAAAAUAUCGAACAAAAGCAGCUGAACAUUACAGGAAAAUAAUUCGAUCCAUUGUUCAUAAUUCUGAUCCACCAUCUCCAUUAUCUCUAGAUAAAGGAAAAGAUAUUAUUAAUUAUGGUGUGAAUGAAAAUAUAAAUUAUAACGAAAAUAAUAAAAAUAAUAUGUAUAAAGAUGAUCAACAGAAUUUUAUUCCAUCCUUAAAUACAUCGGACAUUUUGGAAAAUGUGUCAGCUACUUUUUCAAAUUUCAUUAAUAAAGCACAAACUAUGACUACAAAUACAAUAAAUAAUUUAAAUAAAAAUGAAAUUAUCGAAACAACAAAAGAUACAUUAAUUAAUAGUAGUAGUUGGUUUUCAGAAAAAACAAAAAAAAUUGCAGAAAAUGUAAGUGAUAAUCCAUGGUGGGAAAAAGGGCAAAGUAAAAUAAAAGACGUUACUCAAAAUGCAAGUGGAUGGAUCUCUAGUAUAUCAUCAACUGUAUCAAGGACAAAUAGCAAUUUCUUUUUUCAAAAUAAUGAUUUUAAUAUGAACAAUACAAAUACCAAUGCAGAUGCAAGUACAAUUCCAGGUAUCCCCAAUGCUAAUAGCAGUAAUAAUGAAAAUAUGAACUUCAACAAUUCCAAUAAGAAUAAUGAAUAUGUAAAUUACAACACAAAUCAUAAUUGA